AUGCAAGAUCCCGCACAACAACCGCGGCGACGCUGGUCAUAUACCUCCAAGGCCACUUGUGGUCUCAUCAAGCCUUCGGCGGAUGCGCCAAUACCCAAGGCAUCAACAUCGUCGCCGACUCGGCCUGUGCAGACGCAGCAGCGCAAUGUCGUGACACCGUCGGACUCAACUCAGCCUCGCGCUCUCCGCAAUCAGCCCAACUCAACGACCAAAAUGCCGAGCACCAUGCCCCAACGCAAGCCUUCUCUGAGGGAACGAUUCUGGACUGUCGGCGCCGCCAACUCCGCCGUCGAAAAGGAUCGCGAGCAAAGGCGAAGAGCAUACGUCCCUCGCCAAGCAGCCUCUGGCUUCGAAAAAACAGCCUCACCACUAAAACGCGAGUCAGAAUAUAUUACUGCGGCGUCAAGCAGAAGACGCAGUCCGGGGGACGAUGAGUAUCAAGCUCUCGUGCGGAAGGAGGAGGCCAGAGACUUGGCAGAGCAGCUCUAUGGCGAGAAGAGACCAGGCAGCAACCCGGCCGGUGUCAGGAGGAGGCCAAGCAAGGUCGUGCGGAUGAUCGCCGAGUAUGUGAAGCCACCGAGGGAGGGUGAUUGA
Messenger RNA from Emericellopsis cladophorae, 594 nucleotides. RefSeq lists its product as uncharacterized. The transcript has a single exon. Lineage: Eukaryota; Fungi; Ascomycota; Sordariomycetes; Hypocreales; Bionectriaceae. The coding region runs from base 1 to 594 and encodes 197 amino acids. The record is from RefSeq and is a predicted model, not a curated record.